CUGUCGCUCCCCUUCAGUUCACCUCCACUUCUCCAGCGUGCAUCUCCCGAGCAGGACCUCCGCUCCACACGGUCAGCUUCCGGCCCGCCACUUUGAAGUCACCGCGCUGCCCCGGGACACACUCUGAGCUACCAAGAUGGCCAUGAAUGACAUCCUGAAAGCUGAGGACAUUAAGAAGGCCCUUGAUGCAUUCAAAGCUGCAGACACCUUUGACCACAAGAAGUUCUUCGAGAUGGUGGGUCUGAAGAAGAAAUCUACCGACGACGUCAAGAAAGCUUUCCUGGCCCUGGAUGUGGACAACAGUGGAUUUAUCGAAGAGGAGGAGCUCAAGUUUGUGCUGAAGGGUUUCUCCACGGACGGCAGGGACCUGACUGACAAAGAAACCAAAGCCUUCUUGCAAGCAGCCGACAAGGACGGAGACGGCAAGAUCGGGAUGGAAGAGUUUGCAGCCUUGGUUCAGGAGUAAAAGCCAACGCCUUUCUGACAGACUAGUGCUCUGCCCUCAUGGUCCUUAACUCAUUGCUAUUUCCAUUGUCGCUGCCCUUAACAAGCCCCCCCCAAAAGGCCCACGAUAUCCCGGUUUCUCCAUCCAGACACACUGGACAGAAACGUGGGUGCCUAAUGCCCCCUACCCUUCAAGGUAGUGCCAAACAGGCCAUUCACCUUUUUUAUACAAAUACCGCAAAUACAGUCAGCAAAUGUGACGAAGGUCGAAUCUCAUGUAGAUAUAUAAAUAUGUAACACCUGCCCCCCCCCCCUACAUAAUCCUCCCAGCUCCCCCUCCGGAUCCCUCAUCUGGUAAUGAGCUGUUGUGAAAUUCACCGAAAGGAAAAUAAGUUGAGCUGUGAAAAAAAGAAAACAAGAAAAUAAAAAAAUAU
This is a messenger RNA of Brienomyrus brachyistius, 878 nucleotides long. It is a transcript of the gene pvalb6, whose product is annotated as parvalbumin 6. The record is from RefSeq and is a predicted model, not a curated record. NCBI's taxonomy places the organism in Eukaryota, Metazoa, Chordata, Actinopteri, Osteoglossiformes, Mormyridae. Bases 137 to 466 code for a protein of 109 amino acids. Gene Ontology annotation, cellular component: nucleus; cytoplasm. Gene Ontology annotation, molecular function: calcium ion binding. The transcript is spliced from 5 exons.